UCACUGUCAACAAAAGUAAGCUAAGCGAGCAUUGGAAAACGAAAACAAAACAAAAUACUAAUUUAUUUCAACUUAAUUUUAUUGUGUGUAUUGAUUUAAGCAUACUCUACAAUCUAGCCGAUCAAAUGGCAGAACUCCUACUGAGUCCAACAGAAAAAAUAUUUAUUAUUCACGGUAUUCAAGAAGAUUAUCGAUCGGAUGGCCGAUCAAACAUAGAUUACCGGCCGAUGGAGCUGGAAACUGAUGUGGUGAACCUAACCAGCGGGUCCGCAAGACUUCGACUGGCACACACGGAUAUACUCGUGGGUGUUAAAACAGAGAUAGACACACCACCUCUGAAUAAACCUGAUUCGGGCAAGAUUGAAUUCUUUGUUGAUUGUUCAGCAAAUGCAACUCCCCAGUUUGAAGGCAGGGGCGGUGAGCAGUUAGCCGUAGGAAUCUCCAACUUGCUGCAGUCCGCCUACCAUUCUUCACAAGCCUUUGAUCUAAAACAACUCUGUAUACUUGAAGGCAAACAGUGCUGGAAGCUCUGUGUUGAUAUAUUAAUAUUGGAAUGUGGAGGUAACCUCUGCGAUGCUGUGUCUCUGGCCGUGAAAGCUCUCAUGAACACAAGAUUGCCUUGUGUGACAGCGGCACUCAUGGAUGGAGGGAAUGUAGACUUGCAACUGUCAGAUGACCCUUAUGCCUGUAAACUGUUGGAUAUAGGAACAGCUCCUUUAUUGGUAACAUUAUGUAAAAUCGGCGACAAAUGUGUCGUAGAUCCGUCAGCGGAGGAAGAGAGCUGCAGUGUCAUAUCUGUCAUAGUAGGAAUAUCUGGAGACCCUAGCUGCUACAGUGAUGACGAGACAAUGUCAGAAGUAGGAGGCAAACUGACCACUAUUGAUAUGUUUGGGCCAGGCAGUGUUGCGCCCAAAACAUUGAAAGAUGCCAUCAACCAGGGAAUAGUUGCUGCAAAAUUACUUGACAAAGCAUUAGCUAAAGCCUUAUCAUCAGAGAGGCAAGAACAUGGAAAAAUGAAAAAAUAUGCAUAUGGAUUUCUCAAAUAAAAUCUUACUUAAAU
Messenger RNA from Helicoverpa armigera (cotton bollworm), 1060 nucleotides. It is a transcript of the gene Rrp42, whose product is annotated as exosome complex component RRP42. Lineage: Eukaryota; Metazoa; Arthropoda; Insecta; Lepidoptera; Noctuidae. Gene Ontology annotation, molecular function: mRNA 3'-UTR AU-rich region binding. The record is from RefSeq and is a predicted model, not a curated record. Gene Ontology annotation, biological process: U5 snRNA 3'-end processing; nuclear polyadenylation-dependent rRNA catabolic process; nuclear polyadenylation-dependent mRNA catabolic process. The transcript has 6 exons. Bases 126 to 1046 code for a protein of 306 amino acids. Gene Ontology annotation, cellular component: cytoplasmic exosome (RNase complex); nuclear exosome (RNase complex).